Molecule: messenger RNA, 5445 nt
Organism: Auxenochlorella protothecoides
Lineage: Eukaryota; Viridiplantae; Chlorophyta; Trebouxiophyceae; Chlorellales; Chlorellaceae
Product: Cullin-associated NEDD8-dissociated protein 1
Exons: 35
Coding region: 1-5445 (1814 amino acids)
Biological process (GO): protein ubiquitination; SCF complex assembly
Cellular component (GO): nucleus
Source: RefSeq, a predicted model, not a curated record
AUGGCGGCCUCGGACCUUGCAACGGAGCUGGCCAAGGAGGGAUUCAGAUUUGAGAGCCCCUCAAUGGAGGUCAGGGUCACAGAGGCGAUCCUUCGCCAGCUGGAGGACCCUUCCGGGGACGUAUCCGCCCUGGCCCUGAAGUGCCUGGGCCUCAUCUCUGGACGGAUUGGCAACGCCUGCCUCAAGACGGUCCUGGAGAAGCUCAUGGCCCAGAUGGUGGCCGGGAAGCAGCCUGGCUCCGACGAUGCUGCCCUGGGCCUGAAGACCUUCAUCCAGGAGACGCCGGCGAGCGUGGCCGACGAAGUGGCUGUGCAGCUGGUCCCCCAGCUCUCUGCGGCAAUGAACGGUCAGGAGAGUGCGGCCCGAAACAACGCCGUGGAUGUGCUGUUGGAGCUGACGACGCGCUUUCCAGCCAGCAUCCCCGACCCGAGUAGCCUGAAGAACCAGUUGCUGAUGCAGCUGCCGGUUUUCAAGAAGCGAGCCGUGCAGUGCCUGGCCCAGCUCGCGGUUUCGCUGAGUCAGUCGGACCUGGAUGAGCUGGCGGCCAGCCUGUAUGUGGGGGGGGGAAAGGCCGCAGCCACGGCCCUGCUCCACCUCCAGGCUCUGGCAGCAGUAUGCAACACGAUCGGCUGGAGGUUUGGCCGGCAUGCAUCACACAUUAUUGAUUUUGCCUUGGAGCAGUUGGAUGGGGCCGGGGAGGAGGAGGAAGAGCGCCUGGAGCAGAGCCUGCAUACCCUGGAGGCCGUGGUACUGCAGUGCAGCGGCGAUGCCAAGCCUGCCGCUGCAGCCAUCCUCCAAGCGACCCUGAAGUACGACCCCAACUAUGAUGAGGAAGACAGCGGCGGGGAGGACGGGGACGGCCCCUCCGCGCCCUCGGACGACGAGGACGACGACGGUGAGGACGAGUUCUCCGACGACGAGGACGUGAGCUGGAAGGUGCGGUGCGCGGCGGCGCGGCUGGCAGGCUCCGCGACCCUCAAGCUGCUUGCCCCCCCCGAGCAGCUCUAUGCCACCCUGGCUGGGCCGCUGGUAUCCCGGUUCAAGGAGCGGGAGGCGGUGGUGAAGUCUGACGUACUGGCAGCCUACAUUCAACUACUCCAGCAGGUAAAGGCCCAGGCCAGCUCUGGGGACACAGCUUCCCAGCAGCUGCUGCAGCGGGACCUGCCCUCCGUGGUUAAGGCGCUGGCCCGCGAGCUCGGCGCCGGCGGCAAGUCAGCCAAGGUUAAGGGCGACGUCUUUGGGGUGCUGCAGGAGCUGGCACGAGUGGACCCCUCGACGGUGGGCGCGCAGCUGCCCGCCGUCCUCGCCGGCGUCACCACAGCCCUCGCUGACACCUCGGCCGCGUCGGCGUCGCUGAAGCUGGCGGCCCUGCAGUUCCUCACGGCGGCGCUGACCGAGGCGCGGGGCGUGAACGCGGCGGCCCUGCUCCCCGCCCUCCCCUCGGUCCUCCAAGCCACCCUGGACCGUUACUACAAGGUGGCGGCCGCCGCGCUGCGCGCCGUGGCGGCCGCCGCGCCGGCGCUGGCUGGCGAGGCGCCCGCCGGUGCCGGAGACGAUAAGCAUGACCCCGCGUCGCCGCCCGCGCCUGCGCUCGCCGACGCCGCGACGGCGGUGCUGGCGCGGCUGCGACCCGUGGAUCUGGACCAGGAGGUGAAGGAGGGGGCCAUCGCGGCCGCGGCCGCCCUGCUGGCGGCGCUGGGCGACGCGCUGGGCCUGGAGACGCAGGCGGUGGGGGAGCUGACGCGCGAGUUCGCUGCCAUGCCCAAGGCCCGCACCUCCAAGCGCGCCAAGCUCGCACAGAUGCUGGAGCUGCUGCUGGAGAGGGUGCACGGCGAGUCCACGGCCACCGCUGCCAUCAGGGCCUUUGAGCAGGUCGCCCUUUCUUCCCGCCCCCUCAACCUGACCCCUGUGCUGGAGAAGCUGGUGCGGGACCUCACUCAGCUCCUGAAAAAGUCAAGCCGCUCGCUGCGCCUGGCGGCCCUGAGGACCCUGAAGGCGCUGGUCGCACGGGAGGGGGCCUCGCUGCCGGCCGACGUGCUCGCCGGGGUCGUGGCGGAGGCCGGCACUCAGCUGAGCGAGGCGGAGCUGAUGCACGCGGGGCUGGCGCUGCAGCUGGCCGUGGUGGCUCUGGAGAGCCAGCCCGAGGCCGCGCUGGAGGCAGCCCGCUCAAAGGUGCUCCCGGGGGCCCUCACCCUGGCGGCCUCCCCCCUGCUCCAGCCCUCGGUGCUGACGGCGCUCCAGUCCUUCUUCGCCCGCCUGGCGCUGGCCAGCGGCGACGCGGCCGCCUUUGCGGAGCUGCGCGAGUCGUUGAUGCAGAAGGGGCUGACGGCGGCCGGCGCCGCCCUGGGCGGGCACCUCGCGCUGGCGCGCUGCGUCGCAGCGCUGUGCGCGCUGUGUGCCACCGAGGACGAGCGGGUGCAGGGCACGCUGCAGCACCUGCUGCACACUCUGCAGGGUGGCAAGAGCGAGGCGGCGGCGAGGCGCCUCGCGCUGGGCGUGCUGGGCGAGAUCGGGCGGGGCAGGGACCUGGGGCAGCUGCCACAAGUGCACGAGGCCCUCCUCUCCGCUCUGUCCGCCGAGGACGUGGCGGACGCCGCUGCCACGGCGCUGGGAGGCGCGACCUCUGGCGCGCUGGGCGCGCGGCUGGACCCGCUGCUGGGCCUGGUCAGGGACGCCGCGGCCACGCCGCGCCUGCAGUACCAGCUGUUCAGGGCGCUGGCGGAGGUACUGCACUCAGAGGCCGCCGAGGAGCUGACCCCCGCCCAGCGCCAGUCCGUCCUGGACCUGAUCCUGGCGGCGGUCGCGGAGGAGAGGGAGGAGAGCAACGCGGUGCUGGCAGGCGCGACCUCUGGCGCGCUGGGCGCGCGGCUGGACCCGCUGCUGGGCCUGGUCAGGGACGCCGCGGCCACGCCGCGCCUGCAGUACCAGCUGUUCAGGGCGCUGGCGGAGGUACUGCACUCAGAGGCCGCCGAGGAGCUGACCCCCGCCCAGCGCCAGUCCGUCCUGGACCUGAUCCUGGCGGCGGUCGCGGAGGAGAGGGAGGAGAGCAACGCGGUGCUGGCAGAGUGCCUGGGGACACUGGCGGCCCUGGGCGCCGGCGCCUGCACCGCCAUCCUGACGCAGCCCCUGCAGAGCUCUUCCCCGGGGCUGAGGGCGCUGGCCCUGGCGGCCGCGCGCCACGCCACGGUGCACCUGGGCGCUCGAGCCGCGCCCAGCAUGGACGCCGUGGCGGGGCCCAUGCUGGCCUGCCUGAACGACCCCGACUUGUCCGUGCGGCACACCGCCGUGCUCCUGCUUUCCUCCUCAGCACACGCCUGUCCCGCGCUGGUGCGGCCGCACGUAGCCGGUGCCCAGCCUUUCCUCCUCCGGCUGGUUGUGAAUCUGGGCCCCUUCAAGCACACCAUCGACGACGGGCUGGAGGUGCGCAAGGCCGCCUUUGAGGCCCUUGUGGUCCUCCUGGACGCAUGCCCCGCAGUGCUGGACAUGCCGGCGGUGCACGACGCGCUGCUUUCCGGCCUCAAGGACCAGUACGACGUCAAGGUCACGAGCCACAUCCUGCUGACGUGCCUGGCGGCGCUGGAGCCGGAUCAGACCACGGCCCGGCUGGAGGCGCUGGUGGAGCCGUUGACCGCCACGCUGACGGCCAAGGUCAAGGCGGACGCAGUGAAGCAAGAGGUGGACAGGAACGACGACCUGCUGCGCAGCUGCCUCCGAGCAGUGGCGGCCCUGGAGCGGCUGCCAGGGUGCGCAACUGUGGCGCCCUGGACCGCCUUCAUCAGCGGGGUGGUGCAGACCCCCGCCCUCAAGGUGCUCACCACGCUGGACGGCCAGGCCUGCGACCUGCCGAACGUGUACAAUGGUCAAGUGAUCCGGCGGUGCAUCGACCUAGGGGACGGUCUCUACUGCCCCGUGGAAUCGGGCCAGUACAAGCUGUGCGCGGACCAGGGAUCCUCCAUCUCGAGGUGGACGGCGUGCAACCCCGCCACCCAGGCCCGGUCGGGCGCAGGCGACAUCGGCCAGGGCAACAUCCCGGUGGUGCCCACUCGCAUCCGCAAGCUGCGCGACGGCACAGUGUGCCCGCUGCCGUUCGUGGACGUCGACCGCAAUGUCCUGACGGACUGCGUGGCCGCGGGGGGCGACGAGGUCUGCCCCAGCCUGCCAGGGCGGCGGGCCUGCGCGCCGCAGACGACGGCCAGGGACAAGGCGAUGCUGGCCCCGCUCAUGUUCGCCCCCAGGACGACCGAGGACGGCGCACCCUGCGCCCUCCCUUUCGUGCAGGGGGGCUCCAUCUAUAUGGACUGCCUGACGAGCAGCGUGGACGGCGGGCGGGGCAACUCGUCGGCGCACGGCUUCUGCCCCACGGAGGCGGCACUUGGGGCUGGGACCCUGACCAACAGCUCCAUCGCGCUCAGCCCCUGCAGCCCGGCGCUGGCAUCGACCCCCCUCCUCGACUUUGACGCUGGCGACGCGUUCCUGAACAGGACACAGCCGGGGGGGCUGACCAUGAUGUGCGUGCUGGACCCCAGACUGGACGAGGAGGGGUGGCCCUGCCAGGAGGGGCUGACCUGCCUGCCGCUGGAGGGGAGCACGGGUUACGCCGAGUUCAACAACCUGGGAUUCUGUUCGGAGACACCCCUGGGGGGCGUGUUCAACUCUUUUGAGCCCCUGGCCUUCUACCCGCUGACGAGUGCCCAGGGCCUGAACUCCCUCCUGCUCCCACCCUACACGGGAACAGCUAGGAACAUUGAGUUUGACUUGGAUUUUGACUUCAACCAGACGGUCAAGUGUGAAAAGGAGCUUGGGAGCAGGAUCAAGUUGGAGCCUGUGCCCUACGCCACCACCGGCUUCUUUGCGGUGAACCUGUGGUUUGCGGUGGAGCCCUCCAUCCCACUCAUGGGCCUCAAGUGGCUCUUCAGCCACACAGACUCAGACAUGGUGGCCAUUGGCCUCCCCAACCAGGUCCUCAUCUUCCUGGCCCGCAGCAGCAAGACCGAUGGGCCACUGCUGGUGGGACUCAUCUCUGACGGCAAGGAUGCGGUGGAGAACCCCGACGAGUUUGUGUCGGUCCAGACCGAUGGCACGACCUUUGCUGGGCCCGACAACGGCACCGCCAUCUUCACGACAGACUUCCUAGACGGGGGCUGGCACAUGGUGACCCUGACCACAGAGGCCGGCACGGGGGAGAGGGGGUACAGCCUCUACCUGGAUGGGGCCUUUGCUGGGAGCGCAGCCUGGGCCAGCCCCAACACGCCACCCAAUCAGCUGCCUGGCGGCGACCCCACCCGGCUCUCCAAGCCCAUCCAGCUCUGCUCCAGCAUCGACAACGACACUGCCAACGUCUUCAACGGCUUCCUUGCGCACCUGUCCCUCUUCCCAGAGGCUCUCACCCCGGAUGCUGUGGCGGCCCUGUACGAGAGCUACGUCGAGAAUAGCACACAAAACUGA